Saprolegnia parasitica CBS 223.65 is the source of this 2796-nucleotide messenger RNA. RefSeq lists its product as hypothetical. The transcript has 17 exons. Lineage: Eukaryota; Oomycota; Saprolegniomycetes; Saprolegniales; Saprolegniaceae. Gene Ontology annotation, biological process: interstrand cross-link repair; protein ubiquitination. The coding region runs from base 1 to 2631 and encodes 876 amino acids. The record is from RefSeq and is a predicted model, not a curated record. Gene Ontology annotation, molecular function: ubiquitin protein ligase activity; protein binding. Gene Ontology annotation, cellular component: nucleus.
AUGGCGACGACGACGGGGUCGGGGACGACGUCGCCGACGGGACGCAAGCGCCGGCGCGAGAGCAUCGAGGCGCUCGAGUGCACGAUCUGCUGCGAGUUUUGCACGACGCAGGGCGGCCAUCGCCUCGCGAGCCUCGCGUGCGGCCACUUUUUUGGCCAGAGCUGCAUCGAGCGCUGGGUCAAGACAAGCAAGACGUGUCCGAUCUGCAACCGGGUCGUGAAGCGCAACGACGUGCGCAUCCACUUUACCGAUACGAUCGCAGCCGUCGACAAUGGCCGCCAGGAAGAGUACAACCAAAAGUACUUGGCGGAAAAACAAGCGCGCAUGCAGGCCGAAAUGGACGUGGCGCGGCUCAAGCUGCAGGUCACGACGAUCGCGCAAGAGAUCGAGACGCAAAAACAGCGCAUCAUGGAGCUGCUGGCCGAGAACUCGCGGCUCAAAACCGCACCAAUCGUUCUCUCGGACGACAACGAUGAUGACGACGACGAUGACGAGGAAGCGGACGAGGCGAAUGCCACUGCACGGCUCGAGUACACGCGCGUGAACGACGGGCCGAUUCCUUGCAUUGAAGCCCGCGUCUGCGGCUUCUCGUCGACCUGUGACAUGGUCUGCAUUGGCACGCGAACGCAUGUGGCCAACGACGAUGGUGCCCAGCACGGGCUGCUCCAGGUGAGCACGCUGGAUGUGCACCACCGCGUGUCGAUUCCGUUGCACAAGUCGCCUGUCCGCGACCUCGGCUUCUCACACGACGAUGCUCUUGUCGCAACCACGGCCUUUGACGCCAAGCUUCUCCUCACCAGUACAAAGUCCCACACGUGUGUACUCAAGUACAACCUUCCGUUUCCUGGCUGGUCGUGCGCGUGGGAUGUGGCCAAUCCGUGUCUGAUUUACUGCGGCCACCACAAUGGCCAGAUCUCGGUAUUUGAUAUUCGGCGCACCGGGUCGCCUGUCCAGAGUCUGGCCCAUCAGCUCAAGCAGCCCGUGCACUCGAUUUGCACCAUGCAGCACGGCUCUACCAAGACCAUUGUGGCGGCGACGUUCACAGGUGUGUCCAUGUGGUACGCCUCGGACGGCGUCACGGUACCGACCGACCCGAGCUUGAACAUGGAAGUCAAAAAUUGCUUUUCGAUGGGCCACAACCAAGUCCGGCCGACGCAGUUGAUCGUCUCGACACGGACACAACUGCCAUCGUCCCCGGCCCAACACUUUGUCUUGUCGGUGCAACAGACCAACAACCAGCUACAGACCGUGUCGGAUGCAGUCGUUCAGGGCCACCGCACGCCGUCGGCGCUGUCCCGGUCGGCCAUGUGGCACCUACCGCAUCAAGGCAGCCCGGUGGUUGCGUCGGCCGACGAUGAUUCGCACCAGUUGUGGCUCUGGGAGACAACGUCUGGUAACGUUGUGCGCAAGCUCGACCCGAAGUUACCGUCGUCGAUCGUCGAUGUUCAGCACGGGAUUGUCCCGAACGUCGCGGCCGAGCAAGGCUGGCUCGCCGUGAUGAGCAAGGAGGCGCUCGUCCUGUACAAGUCGACGGCGUCGGCCAAUACUAGCACCCAGCGCACCUCGUCGACGUCGUUCUUUAGCUCGGAUGGACAGCUCGGCCUUGGCGACAGCGCGGACCACGCCGAGCCGCGGCCGCUUGACCUCGGCGCCUUGCACAGCCCGUUGGCGCUGGCCGUGGGCGGCUGCCAUAGCGCUGCUGUGGAUGCAACUGGCGCGCUGUACAUGUGGGGCAGCAACGCCCACGCCCAACUGCAUCUCGACGCACCGACGGCGCAUGCACCUGUAAAGAUCGCGAUCGAGGUAGGCCCGCCCGUCACGCUUGUGCGCUGCGGCUGGUCGCAUACCAUCGCUGUUGCCACGCACGCCGAUGGGCUCUCGGCGGUCUAUAGCUGGGGUAGCAACCAGCACGACCAGCUUGGCCAGUCACCGCCAGACAAAGCAACCCUCUGUCGCGAGUGGCUGGAAGCACUCGCGACCAGCGAUGGCCGAGUGUUUGCCUGGGGCCAUGGUCGGUCGGGCGAGCUCGGACUUGGGCCCGAGACGCUUCGUGCACCAACACCCACAGUGGUGCCAAUCGACGGUGCCGUCGCAGCGGUCUACUGCGGGUGGCAGCACUCGGUGUUCCACUUGACGUCCAAGGGUCUUGUCGUUGCUGGCAGCAACCGACACGGGCAGCUCGGGCUUCGCAACGAGAGUCGCAAGCAGGUCUUUGAAGCCACGCCGAUCCUCGAGGCAGAUACCGCCGAGCCGUUCCGCUGUGACCACGUCGCUGUUGGGUGGCAUCACGUCGUGAGCGUUCGUGACGGCGCCGUCUUCUCGUGGGGCAAAGGCUCGUUCGGUCAGCUCGGCCAUGGCGGUGUCGACGCAGAGCGUACACCACGCCGCCUGGUUAUGGACGAGCGCAUUAACCACGUGGCGUGUGGCUCGGAGCACUCGCUUCUUGUAACAGCGAGCGGGAGACUCUACUCGUGCGGCUGGGGCGAACACGGGAAUCUGGGGCACGGCAACACGCAGAACGUUGCGAGGCCGACGGCCAUUGCGUACUUUGACACGCAUCACCUGCGCGUGCUCUCGGCGGUGGCGGCUGGCGCGACCUCGUUUGCCAUGGCGACCAGCCAGCGCACUUGAUAUCGAUAGCCUCAGCAUUAAGAGAGGCUUGAAGUAGAGAAAAUCCAAGGCCGCUAGUGAGUCUGUGUGCAGGUGCUACCAGUUCGUAGUGUAGAGAUUCUACGGCGGCUGCACACUUGCGCUUCUCGCAACGCGAGACUCGAAUGAAUCCGUGAUCUUUAGCCC